Molecule: messenger RNA, 900 nt
Organism: Tripterygium wilfordii
Lineage: Eukaryota; Viridiplantae; Streptophyta; Magnoliopsida; Celastrales; Celastraceae
Product: protein DOG1-like 4
Exons: 1
Coding region: 12-704 (230 amino acids)
Biological process (GO): DNA-templated transcription
Molecular function (GO): sequence-specific DNA binding
Source: RefSeq, a predicted model, not a curated record
GAGAGCGAGAAAUGAAAGCAGAAGUUGGGGAGAAAUUCAGUGAGUUUUUGGAGAGAUGGGAGAGUCAACUUGACGACUAUAAACAACAACUAAUGAGGGGGUCAAAAGAGGGCACUAGUGAGCAAGAAUUGCAAGUUUUGGUCUCAACAGUGACUACCCAUUACAAAGAAUACUACACAGUCAAAUGGGCUGCAGCCCAUGAAGAUGUGUUUGCAUUCUUUUCUCCAACUUGGGUGAGCCCCUUAGAGAAUGCUUAUUCAUGGCUCACUGGGUGGAAGCCCUCCAUGGCUUUCAGACUCCUCGACUCACUGAGUCCGACUCGGUCCCAGUUGACGGAGGAGCAGGUGAGGAAGAUUGGGGAGUUGAGGGUGAAGGUGAGGUUGGAUGAGGCAAAAGUGGAGAUGGACAUGGAGAGGCAGCAGGUGUCAAUGGGUGAUAGGAAGGUGGUCAACUUGGCUCGGUUGAUGAAUCGGAGAGAUGACCCAGUGAGUGAAGCGGAUGGGCUUGUUGAGGUGGCUUUGAAGAGGUUGAUGGGUGGGUUAGAGAGGGUGAUGAAGUCUGCUGACUGUGUUAGGCUUAAGACACUGAAAGGGGUUUUGGAUAUUUUGACUCCUUCACAACGCGUCGACUUCUUGGCUGCCAUUAUCGCAGUUCAAAUUCAGCUUGGUCAACUUGGCAAGACUAGAGAGUCCCACAAGCUGUAGCAUCAGCAGAAAUCUAUGUUGUUUCUUCUAGUAUUUGGUGGGUUUUCUACUACCAUUGUAGCCAUAGACGUUUAGAGUCUUAACAAGUUUGUUGUUGUUUCCCUUGUUUCCCUUCUCUUUUUGGCAGAGCAAGACAAACUGUUGACAAAGCUUCAAUCUUUUUUUCAUACAUAAUGAAAAAUCAGAAGUUCUAACU